Molecule: messenger RNA, 267 nt
Organism: Venustampulla echinocandica
Lineage: Eukaryota; Fungi; Ascomycota; Leotiomycetes; Helotiales; Pleuroascaceae
Product: 40S ribosomal protein S21
Exons: 2
Coding region: 1-267 (88 amino acids)
Biological process (GO): translation; endonucleolytic cleavage to generate mature 3'-end of SSU-rRNA from (SSU-rRNA, 5.8S rRNA, LSU-rRNA); endonucleolytic cleavage in ITS1 to separate SSU-rRNA from 5.8S rRNA and LSU-rRNA from tricistronic rRNA transcript (SSU-rRNA, 5.8S rRNA, LSU-rRNA)
Cellular component (GO): ribosome; cytosolic small ribosomal subunit
Molecular function (GO): structural constituent of ribosome
Source: RefSeq, a predicted model, not a curated record
AUGGAAAACGACAAGGGUGAACUCGUCGACCUCUACGUCCCCCGCAAAUGCAGCGCCACCAACCGCAUCAUCAAGGCUAAGGACCAUGCCUCCGUCCAAAUCGCCGUCGCAAAGGUUGAUGAGAAUGGCCGUCUUACGGGCGAGAGCGAAGUCUACGCACUCUGCGGUUUCGUCCGCGCGAUGGGAGAGUCAGAUGAUUCUUUGAACAGAUUGGCACAACGGGAUGGUCUGCUGAAGAAUGUGUGGAGCGGAAGCAGCCAGCGAUAA